Molecule: messenger RNA, 729 nt
Organism: Aureobasidium pullulans EXF-150
Lineage: Eukaryota; Fungi; Ascomycota; Dothideomycetes; Dothideales; Saccotheciaceae
Exons: 2
Coding region: 1-729 (242 amino acids)
Source: RefSeq, a predicted model, not a curated record
AUGGCCGCACCCCUUAGUCCUCUUCCUUCGCCCAUCGGCAUCGUACCUUCCUGCAUCGCUACUUCAACUACAACAUUGUCUAUCGGCCCAGACGUCCAGCGGAUCGACAAGUGGUUUUGGAACGCAAACGUUGUACCUCCAGAUCUCGACUCAUCCAAUGAACCUGUUAUCGAGAAGCUUACGUCUUCACCCGAGAAAGCGAAAAGCUCUCGGCUAUUCCCACCGAGUCGAGUGUACGUCAAAGACAGUAAUGGCAUCGUCCUUCUCCAGAUAAGGCGAUCAAGAUGGAGGGGAAGAUGGGUAUACAGACUGAACGUACCUAUUGAAACUGGCUACAAGCUAGUCGGAACUUCCGCUUCGGCCACGUACAGAGUAACGACCUUUUGGAGAUUGAAGUUCGACGUGACCAUAGACAACUUGGCUGGCGAUGGCAACCCGGUCACCCUUGAGAUACGUCGGCCGAACAAAAAGGACAAUCCCGCCAAUAGUUACCUACAUGUCAUAGUCGCCGGAAACAUCGCCAUGAGGCUGACGACGACGAGGCAUCCAGGCUCCUUUCUGGUUGGGAGAUGGAACGCUGAGGUUGCAACAGGGUUCGACACGACUUUGGCCGUAGUUAUUGUUACUAUACUGGAGAUCUGGCACGGAGAACGACAAUCAGCUACUCGCAACUCAUCUCUCAACACAUCUCUUACCUUGACAUUGGCCGCGUCCAUGCUGCUCAUCUGA